Paramuricea clavata is the source of this 2793-nucleotide messenger RNA. Lineage: Eukaryota; Metazoa; Cnidaria; Anthozoa; Malacalcyonacea; Plexauridae. The record is from the annotation of a GenBank genome assembly.
AAUUGGGCAUUCUUCAGAGCACAGUACGAAAACUAUGAGAUAGCGACUGGUCUCGAUAAAAAAGAUGAAGCAGUACCAAUCGCUACGCUUAUGUCGGUUAUGGGUAGAGAAUGUUUUAGAAUAUAUCAACAUAUUCACAGAAAAGACAUAGCAAAGGUCUUGGAUGCACUUCAGAAACAUUUUGAACCAACACAAAAUGUGAUAUACGAAAGGUUUAAGUUUAACACUUGUGUACAAGAGCAAGGAGAAACGAUUGACCAAUAUAUUACGAAGCUUAAGCAAAUGGAAGCAACUUGUAAGUUCGAACAACUGGAAAACGAGUUAAUCAGAGAUCGUUUAGUGUUGGGAGCCAAAGACAGCAGUGCGAAAGCCCGAAUGUUGAGAGAACCGAAUCUUGAUCUCCAAAAGGCGAUUGACAUGUGUAGGAAUAGUGAAAUAGCAAAUGCUCAAUGGAAAACAAUGAACAAUGAACUUGAUGGAGUGGCAGCAGUGAACUACACAAGAAAUGAAAAGAAAUCUGGUGGCUCCAAGAAAAAAGAGGGAUUAAAUAAAAAUAAUGGAAGGGCGAAGGAAUAUUUUAAAGAAUCGUGUAAGUACUGUGGUGGCAAGCAUAAAAGAGACAAAAAACAAUGUCCAGCUUAUGGCGAGACCUGCAAUAAUUGCUAGAAAAAGCAUAAUUUCGCAAGAGUCUGUAAACAGAAAGUGAAGAAAGAUGUCCAUGAGCAGUCAUCAGAUCAAUCACUUUAUCAAGUAGUUGAAGAAACAGUUGGUACGGCUAAAACUGCAGGUGAGAAAUGGUAUGCAAUCCUGUGUCUUAGCAUUGGAGAUGGUCCCCAACAACUGGUACAAUGCCAAAUGGACUGUGGCUCUACAUGUAAUGUCAUAAGUUACAAAGAGUAUUGCAAGAUUGCACAGGAUGGUAAUCCAAAGCUACAGAAAACCGAUACAAAGCUACGACUAUAUGAUGGUUCGGUGAUGUUACCAUUAGGAUGUUGUGAAUUAAGAUGCAACCAACCUGCAAGUAGCUACCUUCUUAAAUUUCAAGUGGCGGAUUCUAACCAAAAGCCUCUUUUGUCAGCAGCGACGUGUUAGCAGUGGGGACUGUUGACUGUUAAUCAUCAAGAAAGAGUUAAUGCAUUGACAGUACAGAAGGACACUCCUGUUACCACCAAAGUGAUAAGCAGCCCUUUAACUCAAGAGUGCAUAUUAAACAAGUAUUCUGAUGUGUUUAAUGGUCUUGGAACUCUUCCAGGAGAAUAUCAUAUGGACAUUGAUACUAAGGUUAAAGCGGUCCAAGCUCAGCCACGAAGAGUCGCAGUAGCUUUAAAGUCGGAGUUAAAGUAAGAGAUCGAAGAGAUGGAAAGACGAGGACUGAUUGCCAAGAUAACAACAUCCACGGAGUGGAUAAGCAGUAUGGUUGCAGUUACCUAACUACAUUUCGGACGCCAUAUGGUCGAUAUCGGUGGCGCCGUAUGCCAUUUGGAAUAAGCACAGCGCCUGAAGAAUUUCAGAGAAGGUUACAUGAAGUAUUCGAAGGCUUGUCGGGAGUUGAGGUGAUAGCAGAUGAUAUUUUGGUGCACGGCAAAAAACGCUCAAGUUGAUGCAAUACUGAUGAAAACAGGACUGAACAAUGUUUUGCUGCCCACAUUGUUCAUAGCUGUCAACAAUAUUAAACAAUAUUGUUACACCCGAUUCAGGCUCAACAACAUUGUUCAAUAUUGUUGACAAGUGUGAACAACGUGGGCAGCAAAACAUUGUUCAGUCCUGUUGAGCAACGGGCUCGGCGUUUUUUGCCGUGUAUAUGGAUCAGGUGACACAGAGGAGCAAGCUGUCAAAAACCAUGAUCAUUGCCUAGAAGCCGUACUUGAAAGAGCAAGACAACGCGGUCUGAAGCUGAAUAAGCAAAAGCUGAAGUUAUGGAGGACCGAAGUUUCAUUGACGUCCAAGGGACUUCAUCCGGAUCCACGAAAGAUCCAAGCAGUCAUCGAGAUGCCUACACCAGACGAAGUGCAAGCCGUUCAGCGACUACUGGGUUUUGUCAAUUAUUUGGCAAAAUUUUUACCGCACUUAUCAGAAGUAAGCGAGCCUUUACGACCCCUUACAGAUAAAGGUGCUAUUUGGUUGUGUCAAACACAGCAUGAAAGAGCUGUCGAGAUGAUCAAGCAAUUAGUAACAAACCAUCCAGUCCUGAGGUAUUACGAUGUAAACGAGCCUGUAAAGAUACAGUGUGAUGCGAGUGAAGUCGGUUUGGGAGCAACGCUUCUGCAGAAAGGGCAACCUGUGGCAUAUGCCUCCAGGUCGCUGACAACGACGGAACGCAGAUAUACACAGAUCGAAAAAGAAUGUCUUGCCAUUCUUUUUGCCUGUGAACGUUUCGAUUUGUAUAUCUAUGGAAAAGAAAGAGUACUUGUCGAAUCAGAUCAUAAGCCACUCGAGGUAAUUUUCAAGAAGUCCUUACUAACCGCCCCUCGACGUCUUCAGAGAAUGUUGCUGAAGCUGCAGAAAUACAGCUUAGAUGUAAGUUACAAGAGAGGAAAGGAAAUGUAUCUGGCCGAUACACUCUCACGAGCCUCAUUACCCGAAACUGGUAGCGGCAGCAGCAAGAUGAAAACAGAGCAGAUUUUACACAUCAGCCAACAGACCAAAGUGGAGAAAGAAGUGGAAAGUGCGAAUCAUACGUCAUUCCUGAACGUAACAGCAGAUAGACUUAAACAAAUACAGCAGCAUACAGUACAAGAUAUGGUCCUACAAGUAUUAAAGAGUAAAGACCACUAUUCUCUCUGGCUGGCCUGA